Ictalurus furcatus (blue catfish) is the source of this 10548-nucleotide messenger RNA. It is a transcript of the gene fhip1b, whose product is annotated as FHF complex subunit HOOK interacting protein 1B. Gene Ontology annotation, biological process: endosome to lysosome transport; endosome organization; lysosome organization. NCBI's taxonomy places the organism in Eukaryota, Metazoa, Chordata, Actinopteri, Siluriformes, Ictaluridae. The coding region runs from base 903 to 4328 and encodes 1141 amino acids. Gene Ontology annotation, cellular component: FHF complex. The record is from RefSeq and is a predicted model, not a curated record. The transcript is spliced from 14 exons.
AAGGCUGUCUCUUCGCUCCGAUUGGUGGAUUACACAUGAGCACAGGCUCUUAACCAAUCCUAUCGCAGGAGGCGGGAUUUCUCAGAAUACGGGUGAGGAAAAAUAAAGCAUUCGAGGGAACUCGAGAAAGAAGAUGGCUGCGAAAGGGGAACGGGAUUGAGCUAUAGUACAGUCCCGGUACUGCAGCAAACGGAAAGAGAAACCAGUGGCGUUUCUCAUGUUGUCUUCCUCUUUCGUUAGGUGUUCUAGAGAAGGACUCGACAGAGAAGAGAAGAGAAGAGAAGAGCCGAGACGCCUGGUUGUGGCUAACUGCAGAGCCAGGACUAGCUAACAGUUAUUUCUUCAAUAUUAUUGGCACCCCCAGUGAGCCUGUCUACGAGGAAAGCAGCUUUAAUCAGGAAGACUGACUGUCGAAGGUUGGAAGAGUGUGCUCUGUGAAGCUCUGUCCCGGACGAAUCAGAAGAAGAAGAUUUUCUACCACAGGUCUCCCGCUCUGUUGCAGGAACUAUGGAGCGUUAGCUUUCUAGGCUUACACGGUGCUCCAGGUAUGGAGUGGUGUCGGCUACAGACCGGAUGACAUUGCUGAACUGUCUCAGUCUCCACAUUCUGACCGCCCUGUUACCGUGACAACCCUCGCUGAGGACACCAGCGGGACUCCGCCCUUUUUAUGCUCUCACCUCCCAUUCUCUCGUGUGCACCUGUACACCCUCUGUCUUUGGCAGUUGUGUAUUACUUGCUCCCUUCCUUCCCCUCUUUCCCUCUCCUCUCCUCUCCUUUCUUCUCUUCUUCUUUUCCCUUCCUCCUCCUUCUCUUUCUUCCCUCCCUUUCUCUCCUCCGAUCUUUUCCCUCUGUCGUGGAAGAGCCCCAGCUCGGGAAUUCCGACCCUAGGCCGAGAAGCUAAGAUGAGCUGGCUGAGUCGUAUAACUCCCAGGGGUCCGGACGGGCGGAACAGUCGGAACGUCGCCCCGUCCAGCCCGUGCACCGCCGACCCCGAGACAUGCCUGAUGGUGUUUGAGAACCAUUGGAGACAGGUGUCGUGGGUAUUGGAGCAGAGGGACUCCGUGGCUGGGGCAGCUGAUGAUUUGACCGCAGUGAGGAAUCACACUGAUCAAAUGCUGUGUCUACUGGCAGAGGAAAGACCAGCAGGGGGCGACAGGGAUCCACCAGCUUUGGGUCCUAUUUUGGAGCUGGUGGUGUCUGAGAACAUCCUGGAGCGACUGGUACAGUGGCACGUACGCCGUGGUCUCGACCCUGACAGCCAAACAGCUCUGCUAAAGCUCUUUGAAAUGCUGAUUGGCCAAUCCCCUCAGCCCUUGCUCCAGAACAGUGCCGUGCUGCAGCCUCUGCUCAUCCUGCUGGGAGCCUGUGUAGACCCUCAGCUCGGCUGUCCUCCUAACCUGGAGGCCAGCCUCGUACUGCUGCUCAACCAGGUUUGUGUGUCCAUGGCGAGGCAGCCUGCUGUGUUGGAGCUGUUGUUCCGGUGCGGUACGAUACAGCAGGGUCCCACAAACCUGCUGAUCUUCUCUCUCCUGGUACCGUUUAUCCAUCGAGAUGGAGCUCUGGGUCAACAAGCUCGUGACGCCUUGCUUCUGGUCAUGGCGACCUCCGCUAGCAACCACGCCGUGGCCCGCUACAUCACCGAGAACUCCUACUUCUGUCCGGUGCUAGCGACGGGCCUGAGCGCUCUCUAUUCCUCUCUGCCACGGAAGAUUGAGGUGCGUGGUGAUGACUGGCAUGCUCUACGGAGGGAGGACUGGAUGGGCGUGUCAUCUCUGGUCCUCUUCAUGAACAGUCUAGAGUUCUGUAACGCCGUGGUACAGGUGGCACACCCACUCGUCCGCUGCCAGCUAAUCGACUACCUCCACAAUGGCUUCCUGGUACCAGUCAUGGGUCCUGCCCUGCACAAGUCAUCUGUGGACGAAAUGAUCGCAAGUACGGCGUAUCUGGACCUUUUUCUACGAAGUGUCUCGGAGAAGUCGCUCCUCAAGACCUUCCUUCGCUUCAUACUGCUGCAUCGUCAUGACAACGACACCAUCCUCGAUACACUGCUCACACGCAUCAGCAGCAACUCACGGCUAUGCAUGGUCUCUCUCAGUCUCUUCAAGACUUUGCUCUCCCUCAACUGUGAAGACCUCAUGCUCCAGCUCGUUCUCAGGUAUCUGCUGCCUUGCACACACGUGAUGCUGAGUCAGCGGCGCGCAGUCCGAGAGACCGACCUCUACGGCAAAUCAGCCGAUAAGUUCCUGUCUCUCAUCCCAGAAUGCUGUCGAAUCACCACAGCAGCCUGUAAUGAAAGGGAGGAGGAACCUGUCUUCUGGGGCAAGGUGUUGGGUAGCCCUACUUCAGAGUCUCCCGUUCACACCAAGCCCAGCACUCCAUCCCGCUUGGCUCUCUUCAUUCGGCAGCAAAACACAGGCAACCCGUCCUCCACCGCUGCUUCUGACAACACUCCCUCCUCUCCUCGGGGCAGCAUUUCCACACCAGCCCCCAACAGUCCCAUGCAUCAGCCUCCAGAUGCUUCAGAAGCUGAGUCUGGUUACCUGGAGUACCUCAGAGAUGCACGGCGGGGCAUCGAGCUCUGCUCGUGGGCCUGUCGGGACUGGUCGGCACCUUACGAUGGGGAAAACCCUUCCCCCAAUUCGGCGCCACCUCCACCACCGCCUCCCUCAUCCAACCCAUCUCUCAAUAUGGUGCCUGAGCACUUCUCCAUGCAGCAAACCGGGCUUAAAGACAUCCAGCAAAGGGCGGCCACGGUGGCAGCAGCGCGUGCGGAAUGGAGCAGCUCCGAUCGAAACAGUGGAGAGUGGGAUGUGACAAUCAGUAAGAACUGCAUCAGCCUCACACCUCGCAGCAAGAAACGGAGCCUGUUGCCCAGUUCUGUCUCUCUGCAGCCGUCAUCAUCGUCCUCGUCCUCAUCAGCGGUUCCCCCAUCAGGACCAGGAGAACCUGCAGGGCACCAACCACACACACUUCCACACCGAGCACUCUUUAACGGCACUGGACAGGCGGACGAGUGUGCGGAUAUGUCUGACAGAGGGAUGGAGGUGAAGAAGGUAAAGAGAGAUGCAGAUGCUAGUGGAGGAGUGGAAGAAUUAGGCGUGAAUGGAAGGGUGGGGAUUGUAUCUCCAGAAUCCAGUCUUCCUUUGCAGAGAGAGUACAGUUCGGUGACGAAGCCAUCUCAGGUGCAAUCUACUACGCUUCCACAGCCACAGACAAGCCCAGCUGGCUUACAGUCCUCAUCCCAGGAGUGUAGCUCCAGCGAGGGAAAAAGAUCUACUCCAGCCUCGAGCUCAGCUGAAACUUUCAUCACCACGAGCUGCAGUAGCCCGGGACCGGAGUCGGUCGAGAGCCUGAUCGACGAGCUGCUAGAACAAGCGCCGUCUGAACCGCUGUCCGAAGACGCCAACGGCCAGGGCAUCAGCAUCGAAGCCUUCCACCAAGAGCUAAGAGAACUAGAAGAGCGAGUAAAGGGAAGGAGAGUUCCCAAACGAAGCACUGACGAGUUCAUACAAGAUCCGUUAUCUAAUCCCGCUGAUCCGAACCGGCCCGAUGAGGAGUGCCCUUCGUUGGACACCGAGCAGGGAACUGAAGAAUCAAAGCCUGAAAGCUCCACUCCAGCCAUGUUUAGCCCAGCACGACCCCUCGGACAACCUCAAGCACAACCAUACAUAGGUCCCUUUUUGACGGUGCUCUUUUCGAAGCUGGAGAACAUGGUACAGAAUUCCUUGUACGUGAACGUUCUGCUGACGGGCAUCGUGUUUCAGCUCGCCUGCUACCCUCAGCCUCUCCUCCGCUCUUUCCUCCUGAACACAAAUAUGGUGUUUCAGCCUAGUGUCAAGUCUCUCAUACAGGUGCUCGGAUCUGUAAAGAACCGUAUUGAAGCAUUCGCUGCAGUGCAGGAGGACUUUCCAGCUAUGCUGAGGAAGGCUCGGCGCUUUCUCGUCACGCGAGGCAAACUAGACUGGACGGAGUCGAACGCGGGAGUACCCCCUCUGCGUCGAUCGGACUCGAUGGUGAAGAGUCGGAAGCCGUCACUGGGCGAGCUGAUACUGAGGCAUACCAACAGUCCGACGCGGGCACGUCACGCAGCUCAGGCGGCUCUGGCACACGUGAGGGACGGUAGCCAUUCUCUACACAGUGCUCUGUUCCGCGGCGUGGUGGCCGGACCUGGGGCUUCCAGCCUGGAGAAACAAGCAGAGGCGCUGCGGGUAAAGAACACGGUUUACUGUGCUGUCAUAUUCUCCGAAUUUCUUAAGGAGCUGGCAGCUUUGGCACAGGAGCAUGCAGUGGCUAUGCCCUUCCCACCCAGCCAAGGCACCGAGGAGUGACGGGCACCGUACCCAUUCUUCCUACGGUUUUUAAAAGGAAUAAGAAAACUCAGCAAGCGUGUAAGGAUAGGUGUAAUUACAUGUUUAUAAUAAAAACAUUUUUUUUUAAAACUGUACAGGAUAUGUAAGAGCUUAAUUGUUAAAGCUUUAGAAAGUUGUCCAUAUAAAUCUUGUAUAAAUUCUAUAUAAAAUGUGUAUAAUGUUUUUACACGGUAUGCUCAGAGCAGAUCGCUUUAACACGGCUGUACACAGGCACUCCCUAAAGUAAAACGUUGGUGUUAUUUCACUACAUAUCUUUUUCUUUUCUUUUUCUUUCUUUUUUUUUUUUUUUUUUUUUUUUUUUUAAAUGUAGGAGGCAUGCUGCUGUGACCUUUUUAUAUUAUUAGAUCUGUACCGAGUAAUUCUAAACAAGGAAUCUACUGAAAAAGAAAAAAUGUAAACAAAGCUCUGUAAAACCUGCAUAUUUCUCUUACUUGUGUACAUUUAUAUACGGAAAUGGUUUUCAUAAUGUGGCUUGAUUGUCAAUAACCAUAAAUAAGGGCCUUGAUAGCUGGCCUAAACAAUUACUAUGUACAAAACCUGUUUAUCCGAACACAGUGAGGGGAAAUGACGACAUGCAGCACCUUCCCUUUAAGUAUAAAUCUCUGAGUCUCGUCCAAGUAGAAAUAUGGUUUUGUUUUGUUUUUUAAACAGGAUUGGUGUGAAUAAGUUAAAAAUAUACAUCUAUAACAAUCCUUUUUGUCCUCAAAGCUGCAGUUGCGGAACUAACGUGGAGCACUGUCCAGUUAGCUCUCGUGACCGGUACAGUAUUCUACUCGCUGGAAUCUUGGGUGCGUUUGUUGCGUACUGAGACGUAUUGAGCGUUUGAAACCGAGUGCACGAGUCGCCUGGUAAAACAUACACAGUGCUGUUAGAUUUUCAAACGAAAUACGACAUAAAACAAAGGCAACCCGAGUAAAUACAGGUUUUACAGGUUUUGCCCCCCGUAGCAGCAAUAACCGCAACCAAUCGCGUCUGAUUACUAGAGAUCAGUCUUUCACUUAACUCUAGGACUAGGAUUUACUCUGACGCUUUGGAUCGUUGUCUCGCUGCAUAAUCCAGUCGCGCUUGAGUUUCAGCUUACAGACUGAAGACCAGAUAUUCUCCUCUAGGAUUUUCUGGUAGAGAGCAGAAUUCACGUUUCCCUCAAUUACUGCACGUUGCCCAGACCCUGAAGCAGCAAAGCAUCCCGACACCAUCAGAGCCUUUUCAAAUAGCUUUGUAACCCUUCCUAGACUGAUGUAUUUCAAUUUCAACUUCUUCCUCAUCAUUUCUGGAAUUUCUUUCAACUUUGGCACAUAGUGUGUUACUGAGGAAGAUCUUUUACCCAACGUCCUGCUGCUGAAAAAGAUCUAUUUAAGUGUUGAUGUGAUUGAACAGGGUUUGCAGUAAUCAGGCCUGGGUGUGUCUAGUCCAGCUGAACCCCAUUAUCAGUGCAUUGGGGGGUGGGGGGAAUACAUUUUCACACAGGCCCAGUUGGUAUCGGAUAGCUCUUUUGCUUCAAUAAAUAACGUUGUUAUUAUUUAAAAACUGUGUUUCGUGUUUACGCUGGUCGCCUUUGUUUCAUCUUAGAUUUCUGAAGCGGUUUAUUAUGAGACCUACGCAAAAACUGAAGAAAUCACAGCACUGUAGUUUUGUUAUUUAUACAACACGUAAAACCUGAACACGAAAGGAAUAUUCUAAAAGCGACUCAUGUAAACACCUUAAUCAGAAUAUUAUACGUCUUAUUCAGAAUAAGGCCGAUGAUUAGAUUAUCACUGUCCGGGUAAACGUCGUCAGUGUGACUCUUUUUUUUUUGUUUUGUUGUUGUUUUUGUUCAAAUUCUGUAGCUUGAAGAGCUAAUACUAAGCUACUGAAUAACAUUUAAUCCCGAUUGUAAACCCAAGGCCGUUACCGUCAGUCACAAACGUAUCCACUGUUUCAGUGAGUAGUUUGAGCAAUAGGGGGAAACCUGGAGAGGUGGGCAGUCGAGCAUGAUCGUCUCAGAGUUCAGAAGAGGUCACAGGAAGAGCAUACCACAAUAGAGCACUUCGUGCUCCACUUUUUACGUUCCUAUUGUCAGAUUAUAUUUUGUUUCAAGUACAGCAAGUUGAAUAUACUCUGAGACUGGAGGCGGUCAUGAGAGACUGUGCGAAAUGGCACAGGAAGUUGACUGGAAGGAGAAUAACGACAGGAGGAGGAGGAGGAGGAUAAUCGUUGCAACAGGAGAAUUAGAUUUUUGGAAAGGCACUGAUCCUUUACUGGUGCUCCAUUUAGUUUCUGAAUAAGUGGGCCGUUUAGUUUCCCCACUGGCCGGUUUCGUAGAUGACGAGACCGUCAGGUUUUAGGCGAGUUCCAGCCUGUGCAGGGAAUGCGCCAUGUUCAGAGGAGCAGAAGCCAUGUCAGUGUUGCAGCAGGCAGUAAAAUUCACUGCAUGUUUUUUAGUUUAUUAUUUGAUUUAUCCCCCCCCCCCCCCCGCGCCUCCCCAGGAGACUUUAAUAUUCAUUAUGAAAGUACUGCAUGUGCUAGUGUGUGUGUGUGUGUGUGUGUGUGUGUGUGUGUGUGUGUGUGUGUGUGUGUGUGUGCGUGUGGGUGGUUCUCCAAAUUAAUAUCUUUUUUUUUUUCUUUGAAAAUAUGUACUGAUUCUUUCUUUCUUUCUUUCUUUCUUUGUUUUUGUGCUAUCUACCUUUUUUUCCAAACUGUUCACAGCCAUAGAGACAGUCCGUCACGCUUUCUUACGCGCCCUGUACACUUACUUUUAAUGUUCUGUACACAAUGUACCAAAAUCAUGUUAUGGUGGUGUUCCAUUUAAUGGAGGAAAACGCACACAAAAAAAAAAACCACAGUGACAAUUUUUUGUUUGUUUGUUUGUUUGUUUUCAGACCUGUAAAUUUGAAUGACGUCUCAUUCCGAGUCGUAACUUGUACGUGUAUAUAGAAACGCCGAAAACGCUGGUUAAACUAAGAAGAUGGGUGUAAACGUUGCAGCUCGGUCUCAGUGCCAGUUCUCUAUCAAUCUGUCUAUUUGUCCUCACCGAGGGGGACGUCUGUCCGAUUGCUACCCGUUACGACGAGCUUUUCUUUGCACGGACUUUUGAAUUGUUCCAUCGGAGCGUUUGCUUUCCAGAGACGCACCGAAUGUUCUCCGAGUCAGGAGUUAUACUCGUGGUCGAGCAGAACAUCUGCUCAUAUGUUUGAGCACUUAAGCAUCAAGGUCACAUUUUGUGGUGUGUGUGUGUGGUUUUUUUUUUGGUUUGUUUUUUUUUUUAAAGUGUUUUUUUUUUGGGGUGGUGGCAAUAUGGCAUAUGUUUAAAUACGCAUUUAAAAACAUGAACUGGCCUUUUGUUUUGUUCAGGGUUUCUGAAAUGUGUCUUAUAUGCCAGGAUCUUACCGAGUAGUCACUUUUAGAGGUGCUCAGAGUUGUUGACAGGAGCUAGGAUUUAUUUACGAGUCGUGUUCUGCCAUUGGCUGUGGUUUGUGUAAGCAUGUACGGCAUGUAUUAAAGUGGAGAGGUAAAUAUUAAAUAGCUAUUUUAGGAACAACAUCAGGAGCUAUGGUGCCAAGUAUUGCCUAGUAAACAGGUUAAUGGCCCCCUUUGGUGUUUUACUGCUAGUUGGAUCUAUAAAGAUAAAUAAAGACUUGUACACGGGGCACGUUUGUGUGUGUACCCUGAAAAAGUGUGUUGGAUUAGCUAUGCCACCGUUUUGUGAGGCUACUCUAGUACACAUGGUUCCAGAAGGUUAGAUUAGACCUGUAGGAUAUAAUCCAUAUUUUAACACUGACUAAAACUAAAACUAAAAAAGUAAAAAUGAUGCUAGAGUAAUGAAGCUUUUAACAGAGUAAUUGCUUGUUCUCGGAUGAUGGCUGCAGGACGUUUGGGGAAAUUUGUGUAAAGUUAAUGGAACACGGAAAGGAUUUUGAAGUUCAUUUUUUAAAUAUAUUUUUAAACGAAUUAAUUAUUGUUCAUUUGGUUCUUUUUCUUAUCUUGGACGUUUUUUUUUUUUUUCCUCUGAAUGCUGAAGUGUUGAUGUGUUUUUGCGGCUUGGUAUCUAUGCAAACCUGCUCCUGUUGCUCUUGGUCUGAAACGGUUCAGCUUUUGUGUGCACACAGUAACGCUUAAACUUGGGGAAAUUCACCAAACCCCACCUUUUUUUCUUUUCUUUUUCUUUUCUUUUCUUUUUGUUCUUUCUUUAACUAUUCACAGAAAUGUAUGGGGAAAAAAAAAUGUAAAAUGAUGAAUGUUGCCCGGAAUAUUUUUCUAUAUAAAUCCAAUUGAGCUUCAAUCAAUAGGGGAAAUCAACGGUUUCACUUUAAAAUCUGUAAAACACUAAAAAAGGGAAUUUUUUUUUUUUUUUUUUUUUAAUUCAUUUAUAAAUGUUUUACUUGGCAAUACCGAAGAUGUCUCAGCCUUCAUUUAAGCUCGUUGGUUUUGUUGUGCUUGUCGUUUUUGUUGUUGUUUUUUGUGUGUUUCAGUUCAGACACAUCUGUAUGGUUCAAUACAAAACCUAACAUCUAGGGAAAAACAAUCAGUGCCUCGUGUUACAUGGCGUACAGCACACAAAAUGAUUCACCGCUUGCUCGCCAUGUAUUUUUAUAUUUAUUUUCGUUUGUCCACCCCUCCCCUCACCUUCCCAUCCGUCCAUCAUCUUAAACUCUCCACUUCUGUCUCUCUCCUCGUCGAUCAGCGGUAGUAGGGCGUGUUCUUCGUACCACCGGUAUCGAGGAGCUCGGCACGUCUUCCCGGUCGUCCCCCUGACCGCAGAACAAACGCGGCACUGAGCUCAUCCGAGACCCGCGUGGACACGUGACGAAUUGGAAACGCCGGGGUGAAAACGGACAGAGGUAUCGAACUUGAAGCGGACACUCCAGCACUGUAAAUCCUGCCUUAGCACUUUCCUGAAACGGUCCCUGUGGUCUUUCUCUGUGUAAACAGAAGCUUAUUGUUGGAAUGGGAGAUUAAAAAAAAAAAAAGGAUAAAUACGGUGUUUGUGAUUUGCCUGCUCAUAAGAACAGAGUUUAAUUCCAUUGUUCUGGUGAAUAUUGGAUACGUAGCGCUCUUGUAGAAAUCAUUCAUAGUGAUAGGGAGGGGGAAAAAAACUCCCGAAACGAGGUAUUUCCCAAAACUAAAGCACGACCCAUUUACGAGCGUGAUUUUGAACGGUCAUGGCUCAGGCCCAAACCGGAAUGUUUCCAAGCAAGGUUCUUUUACGAGUUGGAAGCGGUUUCGGAUUUCUUUUCGGAGAAAAAUAAACGAGAUGCAAGCGGUGUAGGCGUGAUGAUGGGAAAUUAUAAGCACAUCUGGAACAGCUUCCCUGUUUUGGUAUUUAGUUCUUCUGCUUAUUAAAGGGUCAUGAAACACUAAACUACAUUUUCUGAGAUUUUAGCAGUGGUGUUUGUGGCGCACGUCAUAAAAGACGACGUUAGCAAUUUGAAUUGUAGGAGAAAACGGGUUCAUUUUGAGCCUUUUUCUGCUAUUUACGUCUUCAGGCAGCGACGUGGCGAUGUACUAUAGUACUCCGAUGACGCGUCGGCGUCUCAUAAUUAUUCACGAGACUGCGUGUUCUUGUCCUAUGAGAAGACGCCGUCUCUUAAUUAUUCAUGACGGCACGUGGUGCUUUCCUUUGACGGACGUGUGACACUAAGAUCACGUGGUAGAUGAGCGGUGUUUAUGGGUCACGGGUGUUUGUUUCAGUGGUGUAAGAGUUCGAGUGUGUUGCAUGGCUUUCCCCACGAUGCUGCCAGGGUUAGACUCUUGGUUGGUUGGUUGGCCAUCAACUACCGACGCAUCGAAAUUGUUCAUGCGUAGCAAGCAUUUUUUUCUCGGGAGAGCUAGGAGAAUUGGAGAAAGGUGGACUUCGGGACUUGCUCAUGAAAGCAGUUUGCGUUUAGACAACGAUGUGGUGCCAAGUCCCGAGGACUUUUCCGUCCUUUCAGAGGAGUUACGUGUCUAAUUUAUAACCGUAACAGUUUUACUCGCCCUUUGUGCUAAUUAAACACGCGUUAUAAAAAUUUGAGUUCUUUCGGUAAUACCUCAAUUGUACAGAACGUAUGCUUAUUUCGGUUAAUUACUCGUGUGUAUAUUUUGAUAUUUUUGUAUAUAUUUUAUAUCAUACAUUUAAAGUAGUUUGGGGAAACUCUUUGGAAAUGAAUAUAUCUGUACUGUUUAUUGAGUCCUGCCCUGAAUAAUCUAUUGCACAUAACAG